AUGUCGCUGGCCGUCCGCCGCUGGGCCCGGAGGGUCGAGCGUUACUGCUGCACGGCCCUGACCUACUUCCCUCUCGCCUUCGUCUACACCCUGACCACAUGGGCCUGCUGGGUCGCCGUCACCAUCGGCACAGUCACCACCAACUCGGCGUGGAUCGGCCAUACCACAUCCCUCGGCGCCGUCCUCCUCUAUGCCCUCCUCAACUGGUCCUACACCACCGCCGUCUUCACGCCCCCCGGUAGCACCACAAACGACUACGGCUACAGCACCCUGCCCACCCACGCACCCCCCUCCGCGACUACCACGUCCCUGACUGUCAAGUCCAACGGCGAGCUGCGCUUCUGCAAGAAAUGCCAGGCCCGGAAACCCGACCGGGCACACCACUGCUCCACCUGUCGCCGCUGCGUGCUCAAGAUGGACCACCACUGCCCCUGGCUGGCCUCCUGCAUCGGCCUUCGCAAUCACAAGGCCUUCCUCCUCUUCCUCGUCUACACCUCGCUUUUCUGCUGGUACACUUUUGCCAUCUCUGCUACCUGGGUCUGGACCGAGAUCCUCAACAACACCACCUACGUCGACACGCUGAUGCCUGUUAACUUCAUCGUCUUGUCUGUCGUCUCUGGCAUCAUCGGUCUCGUUGUCUCUGCAUUCACCGGUUGGCACAUUCUCCUGGCGACCAGGGGCCAGACCACCAUCGAGUGUCUCGAGAAGACGCGCUAUCUCUCCCCGCUGCGCAAGACCCUGCACAACACCUACAACGCCCACCAUGGAGCCAACGGCGUACCUCUACCCGGCUAUGGCCAGCAGCUCCUCGACAUGCACCAGAACAUGGUCCCCGGUGUGACUCGCCCCGAGGAGGGUGAAGACGCAGACUCGCGCUCUAUCACCCCGCUGCCCUAUUCAGCACCAUCCCGGAAUGGUCCCACACAGACCGGCGCCCUGAGUGCCGAGGACCAGAUGGGUAGACGAUUCACCUAUGACGAACUCGAGCGGUAUCGCGCUCGCAAGCGCUACGAAGAGUAUCUCGACGAGCAGGACUCGCAAAAGCUGCCCCAUGCCUUCGACCUUGGCCCCCGUCGGAAUCUGCUUCACCUCUUUGGUCACAACCCUUGGCUGUGGCCCUUCCCUUUUAGCACGACCACCGGCGACGGCUGGAGCUGGGAGCCCAACCCCAAGUGGAUCGAUGCCCGUGAGCGCAUCCGCCGCGAGCGUGACGAGCAGAGGCAGCGCGAGCAGGCCGCAGGCUGGGGCAUGCCCGAUGACGGCAGCCCCUUGCCCUCCCCGGGCUCGGUGCAGUGGUUGACGGACCACGUACGGCCUCCUCCUCAACACCAGGGCGCCGGCAGGCACUAUCUCCAACCCGACGCCUCACUUCCCAGCCCGGCUCCGAGCAGCGCCGGACGCCGCACCCCUUCCAAGGCCGACUGCAUCCUGGGCCGUGAUCCCAACCUCUACGCCGACGAGCAGCCCGUGUCUAUGAAGCGGCUCAGCCCGGCGACAGGCCGCGCCCUCUACGGUGACGAUGACCUCGAGGAUGACGAUGAUGGAGACUUGCACGACGCCAAGGAGGUGGAUGGUCUCGUCUCCCGCGCGGACGACGACGACGCCGAGCGCCGGGCGCUCAACCUGGUGACCAACGGUGGAUGGGACCGCCGAGCAGGUGCUAGCGGCCUCCUGCGCAAGGGCUCCGUCUCGCCUACCAAGGGCCUGGGUGGCAGUGCCAGCAACGGCCACGGCCACGAUGAAGGCGUGGACUAA
Molecule: messenger RNA, 1755 nt
Organism: Thyridium curvatum
Lineage: Eukaryota; Fungi; Ascomycota; Sordariomycetes; Thyridiales; Thyridiaceae
Exons: 1
Coding region: 1-1755 (584 amino acids)
Molecular function (GO): palmitoyltransferase activity
Source: RefSeq, a predicted model, not a curated record